This is a messenger RNA of Brassica napus (rape), 1293 nucleotides long. Its product is annotated as zinc finger BED domain-containing protein RICESLEEPER 2-like. The record is from RefSeq and is a predicted model, not a curated record. Bases 1 to 1293 code for a protein of 430 amino acids. Lineage: Eukaryota; Viridiplantae; Streptophyta; Magnoliopsida; Brassicales; Brassicaceae. The transcript has 3 exons. Gene Ontology annotation, molecular function: DNA binding.
AUGGACAUGAAUGAGGAGGAUGCUGAAUUUGAUGAAGUCUUGAUGGAACCAAAAGCAGAAAAUCAAGCAACUGCAGCGACACAAGCAACUAAACCUCAACGUAAGCGUCGAAAAACCUCAACUAUUUGGAAUGAUUUUGUAUUAGUGGGGAUAGAAGAGGGUGGAAAAGAAAGGGCUAAGUGCAUUCACUGUGAUUCAAAAUUAGUGUAUAAUAGUAAGACUCAUGGUACAAAUCAGUUGAAGCGACACUUAGAGGGUUGUUCUAAGAUGCCUAAGAAGGUAGAUAAGCGUGUGUAUGAUCAUAAGGUAGAUCGUGAGAUGGUUACUGGAGCUAUCAUCUACCAUGAUCUACCAUUUCGAUAUGUGGAAUACGAGAAGGUUAGAGCAAGAGAUAGGAGAUAUGAAAUAGAGAAAGAGAAGUUGAAGGGGAUGUUUGUGAAGCAUCGUGGCAGUAAGAUCUUAGAGUCUUUGAAGGAAUGGGGUUUAGAGAAGAAGAUUUUCUCGAUUACUCUAGACAAUGCCACAAACAACAAUAGUAUGUUGAGAAUUCUCAAGGGAAAGCUUCAGAUGACAAGUGGAAUCGAUGGAGAUCUGUUGUGUGAUGGCAAGCACCUACAUGUGAGAUGUUGUGCUCACAUUUUGAGCCUCAUAGUUAAAAAUGGCUUGGAGUUAGCAAAUAGUCUUCCGCAUAACAUUCGAGAGAGUGUCAGAUAUGUGAAAGCAUCGCCACAAAGGAAAGAAGCAUUUGCAGCAUGUGUAGAGAGAGUAGGAAUUAGAGGUGGAGUUGGAUUAUUACUUGAUGUUCCUAUUCGCUGGAACUCUACAUACGAGAUGCUGGUCAGAGCUCUCAAGUUUAAGGACGAAUUUGCUAGCAUGGAGUGGUAUGAUCCGAACUAUAAGACGUUGCCUUCAGUGGAUGAGUGGAACCGUGGAACAAAGAUCUGUGCAUUGUUGAAGUCGUUCAGUGUUAUGGCAACCGACUUUUCAGGUUCAAAGUAUCCCACUUCUAAUAUCUACUCCACACAAGUAUGGAGUAUAAAAUUGUUAUUGGAGAAAUAUUCUAUUUGUGAUGAUCUUGGGGCGAGAGAAAUGGCCAGAGACAUGCAAGUUAAGGUUGAUAAAUACUGGAAAGAUUAUUGUGUAAUAUUGGCUAUGGGAGCAGCUCUAGAUCCAAGAAUAAAGAUUGAUAUGCUGGAAGCUGCUUAUAAAGAAGUGGAUCCGACUACUGCAAGCUUAAAGACUGAAAAACUCAAGAAAAGUUUGAGUGAUCUCUAUAAAAACUAUCAGAAAUAG